Penicillium verhagenii is the source of this 1548-nucleotide messenger RNA. RefSeq lists its product as uncharacterized. Bases 1 to 1548 code for a protein of 515 amino acids. The record is from RefSeq and is a predicted model, not a curated record. NCBI's taxonomy places the organism in Eukaryota, Fungi, Ascomycota, Eurotiomycetes, Eurotiales, Aspergillaceae. The transcript has 3 exons.
AUGUCAAGCAGUGACCGCCAGGUCGAUUCAGAGGCCAAUUCAGAGGCCUCACCGGUCAUUGCGCCGGAUGUUCCGGGGCCUGCGAACGAUGCCAAUGGAGCCAAAGCAAGAAGACGCCGACGGCCGGCCAACUCGGAAAACCCGGCGAAGAAUCAGAUGUUCUACUUUGUCGACUCGAGCUCGUCCUCAAAGGAAAAACGCGCCCACGUUAUGCGACACCACGUCCAAGAGAAACGAAAGCAACGCAAGAUGUCUCACGGCACGAUACCCCCGGAGCAGAUCCAAGAAUUGAACUCCUGGCAGGCCAGGGAGGACCCGGCGUAUAGUACAGAUAAUAAGCAGGAUGUCACAUCGGCCCACGCAGGAGCAUCGAUCGAGCAGGACUCUUCGCUUCCCAUCCGAUUUUCGCCAGUCAAGCCAUACGCGCAAUCAGCACCUUUGGAACUCAUCGCGCCGAGGACGAUCGAUAUAUCUCGAAGGGAUCCACUCUCAAGUGUCCCAUUUACACAGAGCCCCGAAGAUGCGGAACUUGCCGAGUAUUGGACGAGCAAGUUACAAUACUGGUCGGGUCAGAACACCUACAUAAAAGACCAGAUGUUUAGAACCGCCAUGGGGCACCCAGUUGCUUUCCAGGCGGUCAUCCUGACUUACUGUGCCCGGUGGAAGGGUCAGAUUCAUGAAACCCCGGACAGCAAGGAAGUUCAGCGAUAUGUUUCCCAGGCGUUAAAGAAUAUUCAGGAUGCGACUACGGGGGCAUUACCGGUCAACGAAGAUUACCUAGCUAUGGCCCUAGCGGGCAUGGCUCUCGGGGAGGAUCGAUUCGGACAUAACCCAGUAGCUCAAGGCUACCUGGAUCAUGCCGUACGAAUCAUGCGUCCGCGCGCUGGCAUUAAUCUUCCGGUGGAAGCAUUCGUCCAUUAUGUUCGGCUCAUUGUGCCACCACCGGCACUUACAGAGGUUGCUUCGAGGGCCCCGCCAUGGUCAGUGGCGUUUCUACGCGCCGCCGAAGAUAUUAUGCGACAACACAGCACCCCAGAGUUUCUUACACAUGCACCGCAUAGACGCGACGUAUUUCAAAUGGAGUGUCCACUCUUCUCCUUACUUUCGAGUGGACCACGGCCCUCACAAGUGCCACACGCGUCGCGCAUGUACGUGGUCCGUGACCCUCAAACUCAGGAAGUCAGUCGGACGGCUGCUCUUAUCUAUAUCACUGCCGCUCUGUGGGAAUUCAAAGACUCGGCCGAUAAGACUGUGAGGUUUUUGAUCUAUCUCAAUGCCCUAGUCGCACAACAUCAAUUGGACCGACACCCGGCCUGCGAAACUCUACUGUGGCUAUUGCUCGAACAAGGUUGCGAGCCCGACCUACGAAACCCUGAGCGUGCAUGGUCAGUGGGUGAGAUGGUAAGAUCCCAUCGACAGCUCCGACCGGAUCUUCAGUUUCAUUUUAACGAGAUCUUGAUGAGCUUUUUGACACUACGCCCUCCGAUCCGCGGCGUGGACAUGUUCCAAGGGGACGUCCAGUUAAAUACAAGUAGCCAUGUACAAUGA